CGCCACGUCAGGGUGGAGGAGCUCCGUCCAGGCAGGGGCAGUACUCGACCGGCCCGGUUUUUUUGUGCUGUGCAUGUUCACGGCCGGUCCCACCUCAUCAACGAUCCCGAUCCUGCACGCGCAUGCCAGGUCGGUUCGUUUCUUACGAAUCGCCUCUUUAGCAAGCAUUCAUGAAGUUUCCCUCUUUCUCCAUUCCGGCAUUUCUCCGUUUAGGCGUUUCUACAAACAUUUGCAGUGCUGCGACAUCUGAGGACGUAUCCGUGACAUUUGAAGAAUGGGGGCAGGGAGGAAAACACAGACAUUGAUCUUAAAUGAAAGACCUCCAUCUUCUUCAACAACCGUGAACGCCAGUGUGUCAGCCAGGCAUCUGAGAAAAAAUGAUCUCGGUGGUGUUAUCUUUGGUUGUAAGAACAACACAAUGAUGGAAUGCCUCUCUAAGCAGCUCUUUGGAUUGCCAGCACCACAUUUUGCGUAUGUGAGGAAUAUCAAUCCUGGUUUGCCGUUGUUCUUAUUUAACUAUAGUGAUAGAAAACUACAUGGCAUCUUCGAGUCUGCAAGCACAGGGCAGAUGAAUAUUGACCCAUAUGGAUGGACAGAAGAUGGUUCAGAAAGAACGCCAUAUCCUGCACAGGUUCGCAUCUGUAUCCGCACACAAUGCCAGCCAUUAUUGGAAAAGCAGUUUCGUCCUAAAAUAAGUGACAAUUUUUUCACUGCGAGCCAUUUUUGGUUCGAAUUGGACCAUUCUCAGGUGGAGAGUUUGAUCAAGCUGUUCACACCUGCACCGUUUAGUGGAAAUGCUGUUUCUUCACCAAUUACAUCCAAGAGAAACAGUCUCUUGAAUGUGUUGCCUGCUGGUAAAUGGCAGCCAAUUGGAGGCAUGAAUAGUACUUGCUUUCCUAGUGAGAGGAUGAACAGUGACACUAGUGGUUCAAAAAAGGAUUUGAGGCCACUUGCUGGUUUGGCGCAAGCAAAUAGAUAUGAAACACUGCCUUGGGAUGAUGCGGGAAAUAAUGAAUGUGGAAGCUCAAGUAAAACUUCAUCCAGCACUCAUGAAGAUGGGGAGUUUAAACCCAUAUCAGAAUGGGAUUUGCAUGAUCCGGAACAAGUCAAUAUGGAUUUUGUCUCAUCAAGUGCUAAUCCUAGUCUGAAUGGAGAAAGCCAAACAUUUGAUGAGGCAGGGGAAAAAGAUGUGGAUAUAGUGUUGUCUAAGCUGAAACAGUUGAUGGCUGAUCGUGAACGUUUGAAUGAGGAUUGCUCAGAUGAUAUUGCUGGCCCUAGUGUGAUAAGAGGCAUUCAUCAGGAUGAUGAACGGUUUCCAGGGCUGCCGUCUGAUUCAGAAGAGUAUGAAAAGAUCUUGUCAAUCUCAUCUGAUCCUUAUCCUGACAUAGCUCAGUUGAGGAAAGGGAUGGACGAGCUAAAGAAUAUUGCACUGCAACAGCUUCAACGGACCAGAGCAUUGGAGACUAAGCUGGUUGAAUCAGACAUGGAAAUUCAGCAGUUGAAGGAACGUGUCAAGGAAUUGGAAUCAUUAGCACUUGUUAAUGAAUCACUAAAUGUGUCAAUCAAUAUGCUCAAUUUGGAUCAUGAGGGUCCAAUAUAUUUAUUAGGAGGAUAUGAUGGCAUUUCGUGGUUGUCAGCGUUGGAUUCGUAUUCUCCUUCCAAGGACAUUAUGACAUCUCUUAGGCCAAUGAGUUCCGCUCGUUCGUAUGCAUCUGCAGCAACAUUGAAUGGCAACCUUUAUAUUUUUGGUGGAGGAGAUGGACGGUCAUGGUAUGACACAGUGGAAAGUUACUGUCCAAGUAAAAAUAUGUGGACGCUAUGUCCUCCCUUGGUUCGUAGAAAGGGAUGUUUAGCAGGAGCUACUCUACAUAGCAAAAUUUUUGCAAUCGGUGGUGGAGAUGGUGUUGAGUCUUUCUCCGAUGUAGAAAUGCUUGACCCAGCUCUUGGAAGAUGGAUCUACAAUCCAUCAAUGCUUCAAAAGCGAUUUGCUACUGCUGCAGCGGAACUUAAUGGUGUGCUCUAUGCUGUUGGUGGAUAUGACGGGAAUGAUUACCUCAAAUCAGCUGAAAGAUUUGACCCUCGAGAAGCUUCUUGGGCCAGGCUUCCGAGUAUGGAAACUAGAAGGGGGUGCCACUCUUUGGCCAUUAUAAACGAGAAAUUAUAUGCAGUAGGUGGUUAUGAUGGAGCCAAAAUGGUUUCUAGUACCGAAGUGUUUGAACCUCGUACCAGUUCAUGGAUGAUGGGUGACCCCUUAAACCAUCCAAGGGGAUAUGCUGCUACAGCAGUUCUUGAAGACUCUAUAUAUCUCAUUGGAGGGAUGAAAGAUGGUGCAAGUUGUGUAGAUACUGUUGAGUGUUACAAGGCAGGAUCCUGUUGGCGGGCUGCCAAUUCAAGAGCCAUUGGGAAAAGGUGUUUCUUGUCUGUGAUUGUUUUAUAGUUGGAGGUGGGUAGUGUAUGUUUUGGAUUUUUAAUUUGUAGAUGAUAUGUUGACUUUGCUGUGUAGGGCAAGAAUACUUGGGGAAAAAAGAAUGCCAUCUCUCUCUCUC
This is a messenger RNA of Magnolia sinica, 2546 nucleotides long. RefSeq lists its product as uncharacterized. Gene Ontology annotation, biological process: response to endoplasmic reticulum stress. Gene Ontology annotation, molecular function: protein binding. Bases 275 to 2437 code for a protein of 720 amino acids. The record is from RefSeq and is a predicted model, not a curated record. The transcript has 12 exons. NCBI's taxonomy places the organism in Eukaryota, Viridiplantae, Streptophyta, Magnoliopsida, Magnoliales, Magnoliaceae.